Messenger RNA from Aureobasidium musti, 1408 nucleotides. Lineage: Eukaryota; Fungi; Ascomycota; Dothideomycetes; Dothideales; Saccotheciaceae. The record is from the annotation of a GenBank genome assembly.
UCUGGCAUCCAUGGCGUUUCCGGAGCUCUCGAAAUAUGGCAUAUUGUGCUUCAGUACCAUCUUGUUCGCAGGCCUUACCAACGCUGUAACUCUCGACAUCACCAACGCAGCGGUCGUGGCGAAUGGUAUGAUGGCAUGGUACAAAGGCAAUGAUACUGGCGGCACACCUGGUAUCCUGCCUGGUCCAUACUAUUGGUGGGAGGCGGGAGGAAUGUUUGGCCAUAUGAUCAAUUACUGGUACUACACUGGCGACGACUACUACAACUCGAUCGUUUCUCAAGCCAUCCAGUGGCAGGCUGGAACAGGGGCUGAUUUCCUACCUAUAAACCAGACCAAGGAUGAAGGCAACGACGAUCAGGUCUUUUGGGCUUUCACUGCUAUGGACGCCGCUGAACUCAACUUUCCUGCACCGACGAAACCGGACGCGCCUUCUUGGCUCUCUCUGGCACAAGCAGUCUUUAACGAGAUGGCUAGCCGAUGGGACACCAGUACCUGUGGUGGUGGUCUUCGAUGGCAGAUUUACACCUUCAACGCAGGAUACGACUACAAAAACUCAAUAUCAAAUCUUGGACUCUUCCAACUGUCUGCUCGACUCGCACGCUAUACCAACAAUGCGACAUACACUGAAUGGGCUGAGAAGACAUGGCAGUGGUACUCGGAUGCCUCGCUCUGGGACGGCAAAACGUAUCAGGUCUUCGACGGCACGACAACAGAUAGCAAUUGCACUUCAGUGGAUCACUUUCAGUGGACGUACAACUAUGCCGCCGCAAUCGGCGGUGCAGCGUACAUGUACAAUCAUGUAUGUCGGACCGUCAACUAUUGGUUAGACAUAGUCGAAGGUCUCCUCAACACGACAUGGAGUACAUUCUUCCCAGCUUCCAUGGGCAACAAGAUCAUGGUCGAAAUAACCUGUCAGCCUCUGGGCAACUGCGACACAGAUCAACUUUCGUUCCGCUCAUACCUUGCUCGCACGUUAGCAGUCACGACACAACUCAUUCCUUCUCUGCACGACACCAUCUACCCCUAUCUGCGGGCUUCAGCGCAAGGAGCAGCAGGGCAGUGCGACGGAGGCGUGACAGGCGCCAUAUGUGGAAUGGAGUGGAACACAACAGUAUGGGAUGGUACAUACGGUGUUGGUCAGGAGAUGUCAGCGCUUGCAGUGAUCCAGUCAUUGAUGCUUGAUGUCACUACUGAGGACGCGGUAAAAUUCACGCCGCCAUUGACGUCGUCGACUGGAGGUAAUAGCACGAGCAAUCCAAGUGCUGGAACGGGAAGCAAUAAACCCAAGUUCCAGCCGGCUGUGUUCACGGAAAAAAUUACAGCUGGGGACAAGGCAGGGGCCGCGAUAUUGACGGUCGUAGUUGUGACGUUUGUUGUUGGAGGGUCGGCAUGGCUGGUCCUGUUCGAU